Molecule: messenger RNA, 2716 nt
Organism: Tilletiaria anomala UBC 951
Lineage: Eukaryota; Fungi; Basidiomycota; Exobasidiomycetes; Georgefischeriales; Tilletiariaceae
Exons: 1
Coding region: 67-2637 (856 amino acids)
Molecular function (GO): protein binding
Source: RefSeq, a predicted model, not a curated record
CGUCGUUGAAGGAGGCAAGCAGAGGGGGAGGCAGAGCAUCGAUGCGAGUCGGGUCCGGCUAAGAAAAUGGCAGUGUCGUCGCCUGCCGGCUGCUCAUGGCGUCGGGCCGCCUCCUGCUGGUGCAGCAGCAGCAGGACAAGGCCGCCGCGAAAGGCUCCCGCGCUGAAUGGUCGGCGGGCGGCGUCCAAUGCUGCGGGUGCCUCUGCCGCGUGGAAGACGCACAUUGAUCAAGGAGACGGCGCGGAAGAAGCGCAGCCCAUACCCGCUUACCAACCAUGGCAGCUGCGCAAGCCGGCAGCCGGGGACAGUCGUGCCCCGUCCUCGCGCCGGGCGCGGCGUCGGCCCAUCUUCCAGGUCAAUGAAGAACUGGCACGCUUGCCGCUGCAUCAACUCUACACCGGGGGUCUUACUGCCCUCUUCGCUCCUGCAGCCGCAGCCGCAGCCGCGUCGCAGGAAGCGCUGCUCACCGAUAUCGAGGGCUUAUAUGCGUAUCUGCCGCAAGCGCACCGCUCGGCAGACACAGCAUCGCUAGCAUUCCCGCCAGUGGCAGCGCUGCGAGCAGAGCUGCAGGCGCGCAAUAUACCCGCAGGGAACUUUCUCGCCUGGUGCUACGCCCUGCACGCACGCUCCCUCGCCGAGCUGCGCGCGUGCAUGCAGUCGCAGGAGCCCGCUUCCCCGCCGAGCUGGCCCACCUUCCUGCUGCACCAGGCCGUGCAGCUGGCCCGCACGAAGACAGAGGCAGCAGAAGCGGUGCAGCUCAUCGGAGAUAGUCUUAAUGAAAGUUCUUCCAGGGGCGCUAUGACAAUCCUGAGCGCUGCCAGCGAGCGCUUCCUGCUCGACCGGCGCUUGUAUAGCGUCGCGCAGCCUCUGACCCGUGUCGUUCUCCGCUUUGCCCAGCGCUCCAUCGAAGCAGAGGCCGCUGGCAUCUACUUCACGUCCUCCACGUGCAACUCCAAGGCCAAUGCCAACACGAGCAGCAGCACUGGAUGUGGCGACGGCGAGAAGUCCACACCCACGCCUGUGCCCUCAUCGCCCGUGAAGUACGCCCGCCAGGCACUGUACAAGCACAUGAAGACGCUCGAAAAGAUGCGUGCGGCGGACGAGCGAUGUCGCGCCGCGCUGGGGGCCGUGCGUGCGUUCGUCGAACAGCAUGCCGCCUUUGCCAAGCUGCGCCUGCGCAGGGAGGCGCGCGCCGCGCGCUCAAUCGUCGACGCACUCACAGACGCUGCUGCGAGCGCCGCACAAGGCACGAACACACGCGCGAAUCCGAGUGCCGAAGAGACCCUCGCAGCAGCGAGCACGACCAGCGUGCUCAUCGCGGCGCACAGGCUCCUGGAAUCACGGCAGCGGGCCGGUGCGCAAUUGCCUUCUCCCACAUCGAUGCAUGCAUCGGCAUCGGCAGCAGCAGCAGUGCAUGCUGUGACGAAAGCGAUGGAGCACCUCCUCAAGCACGGCGACCACGAGGCCGUUGUCGAGCUGUGGCGCACAUUGAUGCACAGGAGGAUCCAACCAAAUUCCAGCACGCUUUCCGCCGUUGUAUGUGCACUGAUCCACCUCGGUCAUCCCGCGAAGGCGGUCGAGCAGCUCGAGAGCUGGCUUGCGCCUGCGGCUACAUCCUCUUCUGGCGAGGCUGCUGACGACAAUGCGGGUGCGCUGGAGCUGCAAUCGCACCAGGCGUGGGUUCAGGCGGCGGAAAAUGGAAAAGAGAAAGCACUGCCAUCACCGCGUCCGAUUGUCGGAACGUCGCUCAUGCUCGCAGAGACGCUGCAAGCGCUUGUGCAGCAGGACAAUGAUCCCGUCAUUUUCCCGUGCCUCCAGUUACUCCUCCUGGAGCGCGGUGUGCAGCCCGACAACCGAUGCGUUGACAUCAUCCUUCGCGCCGCCAAGCAUGCCUCACCGCUUCCGCGCUACGACGGCGAUGGCAACAUGCAGCAGCAGCAUUACCACGGUGCCGCCAACGCGACAGCAACAACAUGGAACGACGAGCUACCCGCGCUCGUCGCGCGCGACGCGUUCCUCGCGUGCAUCUCUGCACAGUAUCCCGAGCUGAUUGCCGCGCGCAACCCGCUCGAAGAGGCCGUGGCGCGCGCACAGAGUGGCUGGCUCAUCAAAAGCGAAAUGUCCAUGCGUAAGCUCGAAAACUGGGUCGCAUCACGCUUCCAUCUGCACGCGCACGCAGGCUCUGGGUCGCACACGACGGCCGCCGCUGCAUGGAUUGAGCGCUGGAGGCACAUCGGCGCCACGCGCAGCGUCAUCUUCGAAUCGCGCCUGCUACAGACGUACAUGUUGCUCCUGCACCGCCUGCGCCUCCUGCAGCUUGCGGGGGAUGUCGAUGGCGCGCUGCCAAUCGGUGACGAGAUCCUGCGCGUGCUCGCGUGGCACCGCGCGCUGCAUCUCGUGCCGAGCCACAUGUCCGUUUGCCUCGCGUGUAUGGAGGUCGUCCGCUCAGUCCCACCCGCGUCGCUCGCACGGUGGGGAGGAGCGGUCGGGGGACGCGCGCGCGACGGCUUGGAAAGCGCCGCGGGCCCGCUGCAUGCCUGGCUCGCUGACUGGCUCGGCGAAGAGGCAGUACCGAAGGAGGAGGAAGUAGCGCAGGUGUGGGUGAUGACAUCUCGCCCGCAACGAAUUCGAGAGUGAUCCUCCGGCAUGACCAUAUGCAGUGGAAAGGCAACCCUUGCUCCACAGGUGUACUUUCAUUUCUGUGAUGCAUGUUCUG